This is a messenger RNA of Necator americanus (New World hookworm), 204 nucleotides long. RefSeq lists its product as uncharacterized. The transcript is spliced from 3 exons. The coding region runs from base 1 to 204 and encodes 67 amino acids. NCBI's taxonomy places the organism in Eukaryota, Metazoa, Nematoda, Chromadorea, Rhabditida, Ancylostomatidae. The record is from RefSeq and is a predicted model, not a curated record.
AUGACUGUUGAAAGAGAUACGAUCAGUUUGCACGAAGUAUUGGAUCUUACUGUAGAUGAGUCAUUGACAGAUGUUCUAAGUGCGGUCUUGGUUAGAAAAAGAAACCUUGGAUCCUCCUUAUUCGGGAAGUUCUGCCAAAACGAGGUCGUCACAACGUCUUACGAAGGGAAAACAACGAAAAAGUUAGAGGUCUCAAGGCGCUAG